Molecule: messenger RNA, 654 nt
Organism: Darwinula stevensoni
Lineage: Eukaryota; Metazoa; Arthropoda; Ostracoda; Podocopida; Darwinulidae
Source: the annotation of a GenBank genome assembly
AUCCGCCAAUGGCCUCAGACAUAACUCCAUUCAGCUGUGAGGUACACUGAGCAGAACGUCGGCCCAGCUUACUGCAGGACAAGUUUCUCUGGAGCUAAGUCCAGAGGCUCCUGUUUCAAAUUCAUAAUGGCCCUGGAGAUAUAUGUAAGAGAAACUGCAGCGAAGGUAAUCUCAGAUGCAGUAUCCACAGAUGGCAGGGAGAUGGAGCUCCUGAAUAUGAUGUUGGAAGGUAUGCCACACCUUGAGAGAAGCAAGGCUGUGACAAUACAUGAAAAAUGUAAGAAACUCAUUAAGGCUAUCAUAUCAUCUGACAUGGAGAAGAGACAAUUGGAUGCCUUUCUCACUUCAAGUGUUAAGAAGAAAGAUGGAUUCCCUGAGGAUCUUGCUCAUGUGGAGUUAGUGUCAUUCAUGGCAAAUGCAUCUCAACUUGAAAAUACCUUGAAACAAUUUGAAGCAGUGGACAUGCAGAUUCGAAAGUGCUGCUUCGGAGGGAAGUCACCGUGACUAAAUGAAUUCUUCAUAUGAAUUCACUUUUCUUUGGAAGUAUUCUUUUUUCUUUCCAUUUGUUGCAUGUUAUCCCCUUGUGUUAUGGUGCUGAUUCAUUCUUUUUAUUCUGAUGAAAGCUUUGUAAUCAAAAAAUCCAAAUAAAAAAUA